Thamnophis sirtalis is the source of this 616-nucleotide messenger RNA. NCBI's taxonomy places the organism in Eukaryota, Metazoa, Chordata, Lepidosauria, Squamata, Natricidae. The record is from RefSeq and is a predicted model, not a curated record.
CCCCCGAGAGCAGCAGCCGGCGACGGAGCCAGGCAGCCGUGGACUCCGAGGGCGCGCGCUACUUGCUUUUGCGGGGCUGGCGAAGCGCUGCGGCCCCGGCUCCGCACCGGGCGGGGGGAGCGCUUCGAAAUGACAGAUGCUGCAAUGAUGGAAUUGAGCUGCACUGAAGCACCUCUUUAUGGGCAAACCAUUAUAUAUGGAAAGUUUGACAACAUUCUUCCAGAAGAGGCUGAAUUUUACUUUGUUUACAAAGGAUCAAUACAGAAACAUGUAGUCUUUGCCAAGCAAGUUACUGAAAACACUCUUGAAUCUAUAAUUCCAGCUCAUAGAGAACAAGAAGAUGUUUCUGUCUUUGCGGUUAUGUAUGGAAAGGAAAGUGAAUUUGUGAUUCUGGGCUCCUCGUUUCUUACCUUCAAACAUGACAUUGCUUGUGAAUUAGCAUGCUUCUUGGUGAGUCAGGCCAACUGUCUCAUUCCCUCCAGUCAUCACACCCUUCUCAGUCAGUUUGAUUUAAUCGAGAGAGAUUUGCAGUCAAUGGAUCAUGACAUUAUGCUAGCAAUGGCCUGUGAAGAGAUUCCAUCUUCCUGGAACAUUGUUGGGAAUAGUGCAGAAAAUG